Enhydra lutris kenyoni (northern sea otter) is the source of this 4227-nucleotide messenger RNA. RefSeq names its product protocadherin alpha-10-like. The record is from RefSeq and is a predicted model, not a curated record. NCBI's taxonomy places the organism in Eukaryota, Metazoa, Chordata, Mammalia, Carnivora, Mustelidae. The transcript has 6 exons. Bases 139 to 4227 code for a protein of 1362 amino acids. Gene Ontology annotation, biological process: homophilic cell-cell adhesion. Gene Ontology annotation, cellular component: plasma membrane. Gene Ontology annotation, molecular function: calcium ion binding.
ACUGGAAAGACUCCUCAUUCUAUUUCUCUAAGCCGACGAACAAUGGCGAGCGCUUCAGGAUAGUAAGGAAGAGAUGAGAAGAUUCCUCUAGAUUUUGAGACACGUUACGAUUUGAAUGAAAAAAAAAAUUAAUUUGAAAUGGUGUACUCGAAUCGAGGCGACCGGGAGCACCGGCAUCUACUGCUGUUUUUUAUAAUUCUCACAGUCUGGGAGACUGGAAGCGGCCAGGUCCACUACUCGGUCCUGGAGGAGGCUAAACACGGCACCUUCGUGGGCCGCAUCGCCCAGGACUUGGGGCUGGAACUGACGGAGCUCGUACCGCGCAUGUUCCGGGUGGCGUCCAAAGGCCACGGGGACCUUCUGGAGGUAAAUCUGCAGAAUGGCAUUUUGUUUGUGAAUUCUCGGAUCGACCGGGAGGAGCUGUGCGGGCGGAGCGCGGAGUGCAGCAUCCACCUGGAGGUGAUCGUGGACAGGCCGCUGCAGGUUUUCCAUGUGGAGGUGGAGGUGAAGGACAUUAACGACAACGCGCCUGUGUUCCCCCAGACACAAAAGAACCUGUUUAUGGCAGAAUCCAGGAUGCUAGACUCUCGGUUUCCACUAGAGGACGCUUCCGAUGCAGAUAUCGAAGAGAAUGCUCUGUUGACUUACAGACUGAGCCCGAACGAGUUUUUCUCUCUGGAUGUACCAACAAAUGACGAACAGGUAAAACCUCUUGGACUUGUAUUACGGAAACCUUUAGACAGGGAACAAUCUCCGGAACUUCAUUUAUUGCUCACGGCCACUGAUAGAGGCAAACCUGAGCUGACCGGCUCCGUUCAGUUACUCAUCAAAGUGCUGGACGCCAAUGACAACGCCCCCGCUUUCGAUAAAACACUCUAUGCCGUGAAAUUACCAGAAAAUAUUCCCAAUGGAACUUUGGUAAUUAAACUUAACGCCUCAGAUUUGGAUGAAGGCUCGAAUGCGGAUAUUAUUUACUCAUUCUCUAGUGAUGUUUCCCCAGAUAUAAAAUCUAAGUUCUACAUUGAUGCCAUAAACGGAGAAAUUGUAGCAAUAGGACAUAUCGAUUUUGAAGAAAGUAAAACCUACAAACUUCGAAUAGAAGCGAUCGAUAAGGGCUCCCUACCACUAGCUGGUCACUGUACAGUUCAUGUGCAAGUUUUGGACGCUAAUGAUAAUGCUCCUGAGUUGGCUCUUACUUCCCUGUCUCUCCCUAUCUCAGAGAAUGCUCAGCCGGGCACAGUCAUCACCUUGAUUAAUGUGUCUGACCGAGAUUCUGGAGCUAAUGGGGAGGUGAUCUGCUCACUAACACCCCAUGUCCCCUUCAAGCUGAUGUCCACCUUCAAGAACUACUAUUCGCUGGUGCUGGACAGCGCCUUGGAUCGAAAGACAUUGCACAGUUAUAAUAUUCUACAGAAAUAUACGAUGUUGGUCUACACACCCAGCAACCCAAAAGCUUUGCGCCUGCUUCUCUUGCUUCUGCUUCCCGCAGCCUGGAAGGCGGGGAGCGGCCAGCUCCACUACUCUGUCCCGGAGGAGGCCAAACACGGCACCUUCGUGGGCCGCAUCGCCCAGGACUUGGGGCUGGAACUGAUGGAGCUCGUACCGCGCCUGUUCCGAGUGGCGUCCACAGGUCACGGGGACCUUCUGGAGGUAAAUCUGCAGAAUGGCAUUUUGUUUGUGAAUUCUCGGAUCGACCGGGAGGAGCUGUGCGGGCGGAGCGCGGAGUGUAGCAUCCACCUGGAGGUGAUCGUGGACAGGCCGCUGCAGGUUUUCCAUGUGGAGGUGGAGGUGAAGGACAUUAACGACAACCCGCCGGUCUUCUCCGUCUCACAACAAAAGCUUUCAAUACCCGAAUCUCGACUGCUUGACUCUCGGUUUCCGCUAGAAGGCGCAUCUGAUGCGGACGUUGGAGAGAAUGCAGUGCUUACCUAUAGACUCAGUCCAAAUGAGUUUUUCAUUCUUGAUACUAUAAACAAAAAAGACAAAGGCAAAUUCCCAGUGCUUGUUCUAAGAAAAAUGCUGGAUCGUGAAGAAAACCCUCAGCUUCAAUUGUUAUUAACCGCAACUGAUGGAGGCAAACCGGAAUAUACUGGAUCGGUUACUUUGCUGAUCUUGGUGUUGGAUGCCAAUGAUAAUGAGCCUGUAUUUGACAGAUCCGUUUAUGAAGUAAAGAUGUAUGAAAAUUCAGCGAACCAAACGUUAGUAAUAUGGCUAAAUGCAUCUGAUGCAGAUGAAGGAAUAAACAAGGAAAUGAUAUAUUCAUUUAGUGCUUUGGUUCCACCCAGCAUAAGGAGUAAAUUUCUAAUGAACGAAAAAACGGGAGAAAUAAGAGUAAAUGAUGCAAUUGACUUUGAGGACAGUAACACUUAUGAAAUUCAUGUAGAUGUUACAGAUAAAGGAAACCCACCUAUGGUUGGUCACUGCACCGUACUAGUGGAAGUUCUGGAUGAAAAUGAUAAUUCACCUAUGGUGAUUAUCACUUCUCUGUCACUCCCGGUGCGAGAAGAUGCUCAGGUGGGAACUGUCAUUGCCCUUAUCAGCGUGUCCGACCGUGACUCUGGUGCCAACGGGCAAGUGACCUGCUCACUAACACCCCGUGUCCCCUUCAAGCUGGUGUCCACCUUCAAGAACUACUAUUCGCUGGUGCUGAAUUCUCAGAUCGACCGGGAAGAGCUGUGCGGGCGGAGCGCGGAGUGCAGCAUCCACCUGGAGGUGAUCGUGGACAGGCCGCUGCAGGUUUUCCAUGUGGAGGUGGAGGUGAAGGACAUUAACGACAAUCCGCCUGUAUUCCCAGCAACACAAAAAAAUUUGUUUAUUUCCGAAACAAGGGCUCUUGACUCGCAUUUUUCACUAGAGGGCGCCUCUGAUGCAGAUAUCGGGGCCAACGCUCUGCUGACUUACAAACUGAGCCCCAAUGAAUAUUUCUCUCUGGAAGUACCCACCAACGAUCAGGUAAAACCGCUCCAACUAGUACUAAAAAAACCCUUAGACAGGGAAGUCGCUUCAGAGCUUCUGUUGGUGCUCCAAGCAACUGAUGGGGGCAAACCUGAGCUGACAGGUAGCACAGAGUUACACAUCACAGUGCUGGAUGUAAAUGACAAUGCCCCAGUGUUUGACAAAGCAGUCCAUCGUGUAAAAUUACCGGAGAAUUCGAGAAACGGUACACUGGUUAUUAGACUUAACGCAUCGGAUUUGGAUGAAGGUUCAAACAGCCACAUUCUUUAUUCCUUUGCCGCUGAUGUCUCUUCUAAUACAGAAGAUUUUUUCCACAUUGAUUCGGCCAGUGGAGAAAUAAAAGUAAACGGAAAAAUAGAUUUUGAAGAAACUAAAUUAUGGAAACUUCAAGUAGAAGCAGUUGACAAAGGCCAUCCCCCCAUGUUUGGUCACUGCACAAUCUUGGUAGAAAUCUUGGACAUUAAUGAUAAUGCUCCAGAGUUGCUGGUGACGUCGCUAUUAUUGUCUGUUCCAGAGGAUGCUACACUGGGAACUGUCAUCGCCCUAAUCAGUGUAACUGACCGUGAUGCUGGUGAAAACGGGCAGGUGACCUGCUCACUAACACCCCGUGUCCCCUUCACGCUGGUGUCCACCUUCAAGAACUACUAUUCGCUGGUGCUGGACAGCGCCUUGGAUCGCGAGAGCGUGUCGAACUAUGAGCUGGUGGGCGCGCCCAAGACCGACCUCAUGGCCUUCAGUCCCAGUCUUCCGCCUGGUCUGAGUUCUACGGAGGAAACCGGUGAAAGAGAACCAGACAUAGAACAUUUGAAAGAGGGGUUCUGGGGGGUCCGGGAGCCCGGGACUAGCCCCGGACGGGAAGUUCCGCUGUCACACCGUGGCGAGAGAAGCCCAGCCCAGCUCAGCCCCAGUUACGCGCGGUCUUUAGGCGGCGGCUGUUCAGGUUAUGCCGAGGCCAGCCUUAGGGCGUUGUCCUUCCGUUCGUGGGAAGAUGGGUUAGCUUCUCCGAGCGUCUUCCGUGCCCCGCCCGGCGCCGGCCGCCAGGACUUCGGAGAGAUCCCUGCUAGCAGCGAGUGGAGACGGCGCCUCCCUAGCCCGAGCCGUUUACUCGUCUCUGCACCCCUAGGCGGCGCUGCGCUCCUCUGCACCCGCCAGCUCCGCUUUCCCAGAUGGCUGCCGCACCUCCAGUCCGGCGAGCGGAGCUUCCAGCCGGCCAGCCCCGGGCAACUCCAGUGCGUCCAGGCGGCCGAACGUCGGCGGUCUGGGCACCUCUAG